Molecule: messenger RNA, 1437 nt
Organism: Sabethes cyaneus
Lineage: Eukaryota; Metazoa; Arthropoda; Insecta; Diptera; Culicidae
Product: fatty acyl-CoA reductase wat-like
Exons: 4
Coding region: 1-1437 (478 amino acids)
Biological process (GO): long-chain fatty-acyl-CoA metabolic process
Cellular component (GO): peroxisome
Molecular function (GO): alcohol-forming very long-chain fatty acyl-CoA reductase (NADP+) activity
Source: RefSeq, a predicted model, not a curated record
AUGAGUGACGGAGGUCGAUCCAGGGUGUUGGAGUUUUACCGGGACUCCACCGUGCUGAUUACCGGUGCCAGCGGAUUUGUGGGUCAGGUUUUGCUGGAGAAAAUUUUCCGCACUCUUGAGGUACGGAAGGUGUACGUCAUGAUUCGAUCCAAGCGCAACGUGAAUGCGGAAGAAAGGUUGGGCAAACUGCUGCAAGGACAGCUGUUCGAAAGGAUACGCAGUGAUCCGCUGAAAUUUGACGAAAUGAAAUGCAAGGUUGUUCCGGUGGAAAUUAGUCUGCGGGAUCAAGAAGCGUUGGUUGGUGAAACUAUUAGCAAUGAGUUGUUGGAAGAAGUUGAAGUUGUGUUUAAUUUGUUGGCUUCGGUGAAUUUUAAUGAACCCUUGGACUGUGCUCUGAGAACGAACGUGGAAUAUACCGAUCGAUUACUCAAAUUUGUCAGUCAAAUGAAGCGGUUGAAGUCUGUGAUUCAUGUGUCCACAUUCUAUUCAAACUGUGAUAAGAGCCGAAUUGAGGAACGAAUUUACGAUGAUAUUGGAUUCGGUGGCUACGAAAAUGUAAUGAAUAUCGCUUCUAAGCUCAACGAUGCUGAAAAGAAGCUACUGUCUGGAUAUUUAAUUGGAAAAUUUCCGAACACUUACACGUUUAGUAAAAAAUGUGCGGAAGUGUUAAUUUUAGAUCGGUUUUCAACGCUGCCAAUAGGAAUUUUUCGACCCCCAAUAGUGAGUUCUACAUACAGCGAGCCAGUUCCAGGUUGGAUAGAUAAUUUUAACGGACCUUCCGGUAUGGUCGUUCCACUAUCGGAAGGAUUGUACAGUGCAGCUUUGGUGGAUUCUCGAAAGCGACCGUUUAUUGUACCGGUGGAUUACUGUGUAAAUGCUCUACUAACAUGCGCCGUCGAUGUAUUGCUGCAACGUACGCGCGGAGUACAGAUUCCAGUUUACAAUUACACCGAUUCCAGCUGCAAUCUCACUUGGGAAGAAAUUGUCGGACGUUUCUUCCAAGGACUUCCGCGGGGUAAACGAAUACUUGCAACUUAUUUCACCGGCACUAUAACCCGUAAUCCGAUCCACUACGCUAUGUGUAAACAAAUAAUGCGUCUUCAGGGUUAUCUGUUGGAUUUGGUGCGAAAAGUUCGUGGUAGAAAAGCUUGCAUGGGACAAAUCUUCGAAAAGAUGAUCAACCUGAGCGAGGUGUUGCGAUUCUUCUGUGUCAACGAGUGGCACAUGGAGAACGGGAAUGUUCAGCGGAUGAGCGCCGGAGCUACCGCACUGGAGUCACGGCUGCUCCCUUUCGAUUUGGCAGAAGUCAAUUGGGAUGUGUAUUACAGGAACUUCGUUCCUGGAGUGGUAAAAUAUGCACUGGAACCUCGGAAAGCGAGAAGUUUUGAGAAGCAAACGGCAAAUGCGAAUGGUCGAUGCACGACAUGCCAAAAUUAA